Molecule: messenger RNA, 3495 nt
Organism: Peniophora sp. CBMAI 1063
Lineage: Eukaryota; Fungi; Basidiomycota; Agaricomycetes; Russulales; Peniophoraceae
Source: the annotation of a GenBank genome assembly
AUGGCCCGCCGCGCUGCCAGCACUCGGGAUAUCCCGGACGACGACGACUCGCAGAAAGAGAACGCGCCAGGAUCGUCGCCGCCGGUAUCACGGUCGAAUAAAGGAAAAGAGCCGAUCCGUCGUCACGAGGAGCAGAGCGAUAGGGACGGCAGUGGCGAAGAGGAGGAUGCAGGAUCUCCCAAGGGAAGGAAACGCGCGAGGGUGAACGAGGAGGGCGACGCGAUGCCGGUCAAGGCGGAGAAGACCGCGUUCAAGGCGAAGCCCAAAGUGCUCCUCCGCGACAAGGACCAAUAUGUUAUGGGAUCGAUUGUACGCGUAAAGCUGCACAACUUUGUAACCUACGACGACGCCGAGUUCCGUCCUGGCCCGCACCUCAACAUGAUUAUCGGUCCGAAUGGAACUGGCAAAAGUAGUAUCGCCUGCGCUAUAGCUCUUGGUCUUAACUAUCCUCCGAGCAUUCUUGGUCGCUCUACCGAGCUCAACUCGUUCGUCAAGAUGGGAACCACAGACGGUUUCAUCGAGAUUGAGCUGAAGGGCAAACCCGGCAAACCGAAUGUGACCAUCUGCCGCAAGCUCUCCGCCAAAUCCAAGUCCUCUACGUUUACCCUUGACAGCGAAUCCGCGACAGGUCGCGAGAUUAACGCCAAGAUGGCUGAGCUUAGUAUCCAGGUCGACAGUCUCUGCUCCUUCUUGCCGCAGGACCGCGUGUCAGAGUUUGCGCACAUGACGCCGCAAGCUCUGCUUCGCGAAACCGAACGCGCCGCUGGGGAUGACCGCCUGACUUCGUGGCACGAUACCCUUAUCAACGCCGGUAAGGAGCGCAAAGAGCUCACCGAGCUGCUUGCCGGCGACCAGAAGCAGCUCGACACGCUUCAGGAGCGUAACGCCACGCUUGAGCGCGACGUUCAGCGCUUCAAGGAGCGCAAGGAGAUUGAGGAGGCCAUCGCACUUCUAGAGCUCAUCAUACCGUUUAUGGAGUACAUGGAAGCUCGCCAGCGCUACACGAACGCGAAGGCGGAGCAGCGGCGCCUCCACUUGGAGGUUGUGCAAAUUAAAGAACGCAACAAGCCGAUGCUCGACCUCAAGAAGAAACUCGAGAACGACAUGAAGCGUAUCAGUCAGAAACGCGACGACAAGAAGAAGGCGGCCCAGGCCAAGUUCAAGACGAUCAACAGCAAGAAGAAGGACAACGAAGAUCUGGAGAACCGCGCGGAAGAUAUCCAGAAUGCUCUAUCCAACCUCAAGAGGCAGGAGAAGAAACGUCUCCAAGAUAUCGCCACCCUCGAGAAGGAGAUCAAGAAGCUCGGCGAGAACUUGGAAAGCGCUUCGCAGGUCAAGCUCGAGAAGGCCGACGACAUUCAGGAGGAAAUUAGAGCGCUGAACGCCGAAAACAACAAGAACCGUCACAAGUUCGACAGCCUCGAAGAACGUCAGCACGCGAACGUCACCAACACCUCCUUCGCAAAGAACGAGAUGAACCAGGCCGAGCUGGCCCUGCGAAGCCUCGACAACGUCGCCAACCAGAAGCUCAACCAGUUCAGGCAGGCCGACAGCGUUGGCGCAGAGGUUGUUGUGUGGCUCCGGAAUAAUCAGCACCGGUUCCGUCAGCCCAUCAUCGAGCCGCCGAUGCUCAGUGCUACGAUCCCAAACCGCGCGGCAGUGGACGCUGUCGAGGCGUGUUUCAGUUUUUCACAGCUGAAGACCUUCGUCGCGCAGAACGAGGACGAUUAUCAGCUGCUCAAUAGGCUCGUGAACGACACCACCGAGGCGCUCGGAAAGAAGGUCCGAAUUCCGACCUGGUAUCGUCCUUGGCGCGAAGGCGCGGCUGGCCCGUCGCCGCUUAGUGAGGAGGAGAUGAGGACCACGGGCUUUGAUGGAUACGCCAUCGACUUUGUCGACUGCCCUGAGGGGCUCAGGCCAUUCCUCAUGCUGGAGGUUCGCCUUCACCGCACGGCCAUCGCUCUGAACGAGCGCCGCGUCGACGGGAACCGCGCCAUGGAAUUGAUCAGCCGGGAGGGAAACGCGAACUUCAUCGUCGGCAGGGUGAUGAAUCAAGUCACCCGCUCCGCUUAUGGUCGCCGUCUUGCGCAGAACAUGACGCGCGAGAUUGGUAGGGCGAAGAACUUCGUCGGGCUCACUGUUGACCCUGCACGCCGCGUCGAGCUUCAGGAGGCCAUCGCCGAGGCCGCUACACGGCUUGAACAGUGCGAGCAGGAGGCCGCAGCGCUAGCGGAUGAGGAUCGCGAGAUCAGGAGGCUGAAGGCCGCGCAUGCAGAGAAGCAUGCCGCUCUUCUAGCGCGCCGUCAGAAGAUCGUCGACCAUACGAAGAAGAUCUCGGGCAUGAAGGCAAGGCUGACGUCGAACGAGGAGAGGCUUAAGAGGCUUCAAAACGCUCCGCCGCCGGACGUCGAGCGCAACAAGCUCAAGAAUCAACUCGCCGAGAUAACUAAGCGCCGUAUCGCUCUUGCGAGGUCGAUGACUGAACUCAUCAAGGAGACUAUCACGUACCAGAAGGAGGCCACGAAGUACGGCCUCGAGUACAUUCAGAUUAGCAGCAACAAGGCUGCGCUCGAGACGCUUAUUCAGGAACGCGACGGCACCUUGAACGAUACCAUCCAAGAGUACAACCGCGCGAACCAAGAGUAUCAACUUGCGAAGGAGGACUCGAAGGAUAAGUUGCACAUCAGCAAGGAGAAACUGAACGACUCCCCGGACAGCGUACGCGAGGCGUUCCAGAAGAUGGAGGAGGACGGUACUUCCACCAACCGCGACGUCGCUGACUUGAGCAACGAGCUUGAGGAGCAGAGGCAGAAGCUCGAACUCUGCUUCCAGACGAACCCGGGCGUCAUCGAGCAGUACGAGCGCCGAAAGGCGGAGAUCGAGACGCUCUCGCAGAAGCUCGCAGAUCGUCAGCGCAAGGCGGACAAGAUCGACCGGCAGAUCAAGGUUGCUCGCGAUAACUGGCAGCCCGCGCUCGAGAGCCUGGUUCGCUCCAUUGGCAAGAAGUUCUCUGCGGCGUUCGACCGUAUCGGGUGCGCUGGCGAGGUCUCCCUCACCCCGCACGACGACUACGAUAAAUGGGCGAUCACGAUCAUGGUCAAGUUCCGUGACCACGAGAAGCUGCAGCAGCUGACAGUGCACCGCCAGUCUGGAGGCGAACGCUCUUUGACGACUAUCCUGUACUUGAUGAGUUUGACCGAGCACGCUCGCGCGCCAUUCGCCCUCGUCGACGAGAUCAACCAGGGCAUGGACCAGCGCGCCGAGCGCUGCGUGCACAACGAGCUCGUCGCCACGACCUGCGACGCCGACGACGCCGGGCAGUACUUCUUGAUCACGCCGAAGCUACUCCCCGACCUCAUGUACCACAAGCGCAUGAAGGUGUUGUGCGUUAACAACGGGGAGUGGUUGCCUGAGCAGCGCGAGCUCGGCGAUCUCAAGUCUAUGCUUCGCACGUUCGUCAACAAGCGCGGCGGUGCGGGACCUAGCGCUGCUUGA